AUGCUUUUUCCAGGGUCAAUUUUACCUGAUAUGGAAGGAGGUGAAGGGACUUAUAAAUACAAAAAUUCAUUACGAGCUACAGUAUGCGGAGAUGUUUCUAUUGAAAACGGCCAUGCUUCUGUAAUAAACAAAGGCCAGAUAAUCCCUAGAAUUGGAAAUAUUGUGCUGUGCAGAAUUGUCAAACUCACACUUAACAAUGCUCAAGCAAAUAUUUUGGCAGUAGAAGAAAGAGCUUUAAAAGGCUCAUUUUUAGGAAUUAUUAGAUUAUCUGAUGUAAGAAAGCAUGAAAUCGAAAAAUUGCAAAUUGAUAAAUGCUUCCAGCCUGGGGAUAUUGUUAAAGCAAGGAUCAUUUCACUUGGAGAUGCAAAAUCAUUUUACUUAUCAACCGCAGAAACAGAGUUAGGAGUUGUUUUGGCUUGAAAUAAUGGAGAAAGAUUGAUGCCUUAUAAUUGGGAAGAAAUGAUUGAUCUUCAAUCUUCUCAAAGAUUCCCAAGAAAAGUUGCGAAGCCAUUAAUAACGAGCUAA
This is a messenger RNA of Blepharisma stoltei, 525 nucleotides long. NCBI's taxonomy places the organism in Eukaryota, Ciliophora, Heterotrichea, Heterotrichida, Blepharismidae. The record is from the annotation of a GenBank genome assembly.